This is a messenger RNA of Pristis pectinata (smalltooth sawfish), 5472 nucleotides long. Its product is annotated as protein FAM110B-like. The transcript has 3 exons. The coding region runs from base 3342 to 4334 and encodes 330 amino acids. NCBI's taxonomy places the organism in Eukaryota, Metazoa, Chordata, Chondrichthyes, Rhinopristiformes, Pristidae. The record is from RefSeq and is a predicted model, not a curated record.
AAGCUUCUUUCUACAAUUUGGUGAUGAUAGCAGUUCUGCAAGGGAUGAAAUAAUCCCAGAUGUAACAAGAGAAAAUGACAAUAUUUCAGAGGGGAGGAAAAGGCAAAAGUUGGGCGUUCGGAGGUUGAGCAGGAAAGUUAGUUGAGGGAACAAGUAGUGGUUUUCCAAGUGAAAAUGUGUUGGAUACUAUAGUGAAAGGCAGAAAAAGAGAUAUGGGUAGGACAAAGCUAGAGGGAUCUAAGUCCAAAGAACAGAGAGAGACAAGCAGCAGCAUUGGAUAAAAUUCACUAUCUUCACUUUGAAGACAGAGAAGUUCCAUUUAAUAAUGAAUCUGAGGAUAGAUCUGUUGGAAAGAGAGGACAUAGGAAGUGUUUGUGAUGAAACACAGAUGUUUGAUGUUAUUCUUGCCACACUGAAUGAUCCCACAAUUAAAUAGAGAGCGGUAGCAACAUCUUGAAAUGUUUGCUCUCGGGCUUCAGCCAAUGAUGCAUGUCAUAACUCUGCUAUAUUUUUCCCAUGCAUUGGUGCCAAUGUUGUACUUCUGUUCACAAAUGAUUCUACUAUUAUAAAGACUUUGAGUUAGUAAAGUCAACAUGCCUCCCCAAAUCGACAUCAAGGUCCCUCAAUGUUUUUAGUCUUUCGCUCUAGCUUGGUUUUAUUCAAACAGGCCUUUCCCAGGAAGUUUUUUUUUGCACUGAGGGAUAGAAAGAAUGUGGGUCUCCCUCUUUGGAUGACCAGCUGUUUUCAUAGUUAUUAAAACCUUAAAUGAAAUGAAAAAACAAAUGGUACACAGAUCAUGUUUCAGAUGAAUGAGUUGCUGAACUGAGCUAUACCAUUCUCACCCUGCAGCUCUUCUGUUUUUAUUCCGUUUUGAAAUAUCACUUUAUGCAUGGUCCCUAUUAACUCCUUAGGAGUGCAGUAGAAUUCACUGCUUCAUAUUUUAGCCUGUAAAUUACUGUGAACAAUAUCACUGCAUGAAACUUACACAGUUUAAUCAAAUAUUUUCUGCUUUUUUUCAGUAUACACGUCAUUUAAGAAAUGUAACUGCAUUUUUUGUUGCUUUCGGAGAAGAUGGCUGAAUAGCAUGUGGUGAGGUACAAUGGUGGUUAGAGGUCUGGAUUACAUAUCUGAAGAUACAACUCCAAAUCCCACCAUGACAGUUGGAGUAAAUUAAGUUCAGUUAACUAAAUCUUUAAUUAAGAAGUUUGUAUGAGUAAUGAUGACAAUGCAACACUGUUUCCCAUUGUAAAAAUCCCAAAUAAUUUGCACAUGUCCUUUAGGGAUCUUCAUUUGAUCUGACACAUUAAAUCGUAAAAUUCAAGGAUGGUCAUUAAAAUAGUAACAACCACACCUCAUGAAUAAAUUCCCUAUUAAAUGAUUCUUAGUGUUGGUACAUUAAUAUUAUUCAGUCAUUUCUGGAUUUCCUUUCUCAAGCUGUGUGGUAUAUCUUCUUCCAGAAUAUCUGCACAUUCUUGAAUCUUGGCCAAUUUUAUGCUUUUAAAAGUUAAUGACAGAACACCCUAUCACUGCACUCUAAUAAACUGCGUUUGGAGCCAUUUUACACGGAUACAUUAAAUUAACUCAUCCCUCGCACCUCUUAGUUCUGCACGUAUGCUUAACUCUACGUGGAAACAAUAGAAGCAGGGUGAGCUCUGCGACGUUUCAUUGGCUGUGCUCUCUGGAUACCGGAUAGGUGUGGAUUACUCAGGUACAGAUCUGACAACCAAUGAUUUUUGACAUUGUUGCUGUAUUGGUUCUGCAUUAAAUGAUUUACAUUUGGAUCAUCAGUCUCCUGCGCAUCCGUUUUUGGGCUCUGACAAUGACUAAUAAAGGAUGAGAGAAAAUAUUUCUGUAUCAGAGUGAACUCUGUGGGUGACAAGCAGUGGUGGGGAAAAUGCGUCAGGGGCUGGUAAUGUGAAUCACCUGUAAGAUCACGAAGACCGACUGUACAUGAUUUUUGUAAAGCACAGACCAAUCACUCAAUCUUCUUACUCUCAUAUGAUUUCCCUUUACACGCCAAGGAGGAAGGAUUUCCGUAGGACGUCCGGACUGGCAUAGAUUGGCCCAGGUCUUCGGACAACCGAAUUCUCGCUCCCAACCAGCCUGACAGCUUCACAAGAUUGUUCAGCAUCUUCUUCUAAGUGGUCGGACGUCGCGUUUAGGAGCGCCCGGCUGUGAUCAGCUCCAUUGUAGAUAGAAUCUGCAUGUUUCCUACAACAGGGGGUGUCAUGUCAUUAAAUAAAUGCAUUCCGCCAGUUAGCAAUUAGAUCUGUCCACUCUUGGUCAUUCUGAUGAGAUAGCCAAUUACUUAUAGAAGUGCUUUCCAGACUCCUAGUCCCUCCCAAUUGAAAUGUAAAGGCAACAAGCAGGAGCUGGACGGUAGAAUGGAAUAGAGCGAAGUGAAGUAAAUCCGAAGCAGGUUUGGUGAACGGGAACGUAAAACUAAAAACAAAGGGAGUAAAAGAGCGAAGGAAGGAGAGAAAGGGUUCGGCCUCUCCACCCUCCCCUUUGUGUUACGGACCUUAAUGUUCACACAACUGACAGUAUUUGUGAGUUCCCCAUCCUGACUGGGGUUGGGAAGGGAGGGGAAAUUGACGGAAAAUGCCAGUAAAACCAUUGGGAAUUUCUUGCCUAUUCAAACCACAAUAGUAUAGGCAGGAGAAAACUAAAGGGUUAAUUUCUUAAAGGUUGCUGUCCCGCCCACAAAUUAACAGGAAAUGAGUCCUUUGUCGGACGAGUUGCAUACUGCACAUGAAACCAGUCCGGACAAGGCACUGAAGAGUGGGUAAGGCAAUCUGGAACUUGCACUUUCAGAUCUACCACGAAAAUUCUUCACUUGCGGUUUUGCGAUCAGUCCACACCGUCGGCGGUUCGUUGUGGCAAAGGAGAAACGAUUGUUUUGCAGGUGGUUGUUGCAUUGUACGAUCAGAUCACACUCGGUGGCUCGUUACACCGAGGGAGGAACAAUUCUUUCGCAGUUGUGAUGAUCUCUUGUCGUCGUGAGCAUGGACUAAAGGACGGUUCUGUUCAACAGCGAGUGUCUAGGUGCCCUUUUUUUUGGAUCUCGUCCGACUGUCUAUUCUUUGUGUCACCCUCGACUCCGAGCAUUGAAAAUUCCUGCUGGCUGGAGACAUUCACAACACCACAAACAAGACUCUAAAGCAGGAAUCAAGAAUCUGACAAGUAAUUAGCAAACCUGGUGAAAAGCAGCUCACAACUUUACUGAUGCAUUCAACUGGAUGAAUUGGAUGCCAAGCAUUAUGCCCCAGUUAUGAUGAGUGCAAGUGGAUACUAAGUCUUGGGUCCCUGGUAACAAGAAGCAGUAGGUGAUAAAACAAAAAAUGCUGAAACAAGUUUCAGGUACCUCUACUUUCACCCCACCAGUCCCUUUCCGGAUCCUGAACAAGGGGCCAGAUUAUUUUCGAAAGCAGAUGGAGAGCAGCAUCCGGAAGCCAAGUGCUGUAGAACGGCUGGAGGCUGAUAAAUUAAAAUAUGUGAAGAGCCAACAGGUAGCAAGUACUCGACAGGAGCCAGUGAAAGCAAGUGAACCUGUCCUAUUACCAACCGUCCGAAGGACCCUCCAAAGUCCCAGGAAAACCUCCAUUGCUGGAACCAACAGAACAGAGAACUCUGAUUGGAGAGGAGCUUUGAACCUGGAGACUCUGAGAAAUCUAAUCCUUUUCUAUGAGACACCAAGUUCACCAACAAAACAGUCAAGCUCUGCUGAACAAGCAAAGAAUUCAAGCUCUGAAAACCUGCAGAGCCACAGUGACCAGAAGCCUGUGAACAGCCUUGGGUCAGAGCUACGUGGCAACAUUCUUGUGCCAGCUCACAACGCAGCAGUGAGGCGGGUGGAUGUGCGCCCAAGUGUGAGCAAGCGUGUCAGAAGUCCACCAUGCCCCUCCUUGCCCAAAUCAAGACUUCCAUCUUCCACCAGUUCCAGGGGUUCAUCAGGAAAAGUUCACCCUGAGCUGACCACCCGGCAACAACUCUCAUUGCACCGAUCCAAGUCUGAUCUGAGUGACCGCUACUCACGAGUCAGUGCCAACUUGGAGCGAUUCUUCAACUAUUGUGGCCUGGAUCCCGAGGAGCUGGAGAACAUGGGGAUGGAAUGCUUGGCCCGAGCCAGCUCUGACAUAGUGUCCCUUAAGCUCCACAGUGCUAGUAACCUCAGCUCAGAGUAUGGUCGUUCCCAGUACAGCAGUGCAAUUGAGGAGAAGUCAAAUGAGCGCAUCCCAUAUGGGAUCUCCAUCAUUGAGCGCAAUGCCAGAGUCAUUAAAUGGUUGUACAGCUGCAGGGAAGCAAAGGAAUCACAGAGAGUGUCACCUGUAUAAGGCAGGAGAUGCUGGGACAAUGGAGAAGAAGCAGGAACUGAGGUUCCAUGAUCUUGUCUUUGAUGUAGUAUUUGCGAUUUCAUUUGGACUGUGAAACUUGAGCUUUUUUUGUUCAUUACUGCCAUUGACUGCCUAUUUUUAAAGGGUUUUUGUCAACUUUUAAAGGGCUGUCCGUAUCUAAACUGUGAAAAUAAGACUGCACAAUUUCACUUAAUAUUUUCAGUCUGAUAUAAACUGAAUUAUGUGAUUUAUAACAAACAGAAGAUCUUCAUUGACUUACAUGAUCACUACAAAUGAUCUGAAAUGGGACGAAUCUGUACAAAUUUACUUCUAUAAGUUUUACUGCUUAACAGCAGUAAAUAAAAUAUAAAAAUAUACAGCAGGUCAUUGACAUUUCAGAGAAAAGACAAGAUAAACCAUGGGUACAAAUGUGUCAUCCAGAUGAAGAUUAUCCUAAAUAUGAAUAUCAUUCCUACUUUAGACAUUGAUCUGCUGUGUUUCAAACUUCAGAAAUUAAUGUUACCUUUUUUGUCCUAGUAGUAAAUAUGCUUUUUCUGGAGUUAAAGCUAUACUAACUCUUCCCUAUCACACUCUGUAUUUGUUUCUCACAAUUAUCUGGUCUUCUUAACACUGAACCUUUUGUGACUGUCACAUACUUUAAAAGAUUGCAAAUUGAUGUUUUGCUACUUAAGUUAAAGGUCAAUACCUGUAGGUGUGAGAAUACAAUCCUUGUGUUUUGCCUUUGUAGAGUAGACGUGAUAUUCAGUGUAAGGAAAUUAGGGCAUCUGAAUUAUAAUCAAUAUCAUACACUAUCUGUCUAGCUACAUUCAGCUUACAGUUUGAAUCAGCUUUGUACUGGUCAAUAAAGUAAUACCAAAAGUUUUGGAAUGACUGCUUUCAAAAAUAAAACAUGUAAUAUACAAAGUGGCCUGGAUUAAUAAUUUAAGGGCAAUGAGUUUAAAACUCCACCAUAGCAGUUUGAAAAUCUGAAUUCUUUUUAUAAAUAAAAAGCUGGAAAUGGGUAAUAAACUUGGAGCUAUUGAAUUGUCAUUGAAAAUCCAACCCCAUUCACUUAUACCCUUGAAAGGAUCUUGCUAUCUUUAUCAGGUUUGGCCAAUAUGUGAGACCAGUCCCACAC